GAUAAAAAAAAAAUGAAACCCACGUUUGAGUUAGUUACAACGGUUUUGUUUUAAAAACGUUUCCACAGCCACUUGAUGCUUCUUCAAGCUUAAAGAUUGUGUGAUUGUGUCGUCCGCUCUUGUAAUGGAAAUAUCUGCCAUGAGAAUGAAUUUUCUUGCUCUGGGUUUGUCUCUGUGUCUUGUUCUUUCAAGCUUUCAUGAGGUUUCUUCUCAGGAUGAUGGCACUACUAGGUUGAGUAAUUUGGAUCUAAUCGAACGUGAAUACCAAGCUAGUGUCAAUGCUCUUCAAGGCGAGGAAGAUGAAGAUCAGUCUACAAAGAUACAGAGUGAGAACCAGAAGAACACUACAGUGACUGAUAAGAACACUAUUUCUCUGUCUCUGUCAGAUGAAUCUGACGGUACUUACAGUGAUUCAGUUGAUAACUCAACCCAGGUUGGAGCUGUUAGUGAUGAAAGUGUUAAACGUUCGAGUCUCUUGGAUCAAAUCGAACUUGAAUUUGAAGCUCACCUCAAUGGUCUAAACCAAGCUGGAUCUGAUGUUGUCAAGGCUGAAUCAAAGAAUGAUGAUCAAUUAUCUGCUCAGAGACAGAAAAUGUUGGAAGACAUGGAACGAGAUUUUGAAGCUGCUUCAACUAGUUUGAAACAACUAAAGACUGAUGAAUUAAGCGAAGGAAACUAUGAAGAGCAAGCUGCAAAGAGACAGAGUUUGCUGGAAGAGAUCGAACGAGAGUUUGACAUCGCUACAAAAGAUCUUGAGCAACUAAAGGUUAAUGACUUCACCGGUGACAAAGAUGACGAGGAACAAUCUGCAAAAAGAAAAAGUAUGCUGGAUGCUAUCGAACGCGAGUUUGAAGCUGCUAUUGAAGGUCUUGAAGAACUAAAGGUUUCUGAUUCCACCGGAAGCAAGAAUGAUGAAGAACAAUCUGCAAAGAGACUAAGUAUGCUUGAAGAGAUCGAACGGGAAUUCGAAGCUGCUACAAAAGGUCUUGAACAUCUCAAGGCUAGUGAUUUAACCGGGGAAAAGUUUGAAGAUGAACAAGUUGCAAAGAGACAACGUAUGUUAGAAGAAAUCGAACGUGAUUUCCAAGCUGCUACAGAUAGCCUUAAGCAACUUCAAGUUGAUCAUUCCACUGACUCUACAGAACAAAAUGCACAGAGGCAAAGUAUGCUGGAAGAAAUUGAACGUGAAUUUGAAGCUGCUACGAGUGAUCUUAAACAACUAAAUGAUCUCACUGAGGGCAGUGCUGAUGAUGAACAAUCUGCAGAGAGAGACAGUAUGAUGGAAGAGAUGGAACGUGAAUUUGAAGCUGCUACAAAAGGUCUUACAAAACUAAAGGUUAAUGAUUUCACUGAAGUCAAUGAUAAUGAAGAACAAUCUGCAAAGAGAAAGAGUAUGCUUGAAGAGAUUGAACGUGAAUUUGAAGCUGCUAUUGGAGGUCUUAAACAGAUACAACAAAUUGAUGAUUCCAAACACAUUGAAGAACAAUCUGCUAAGAGAAAGAUAAUGUUGGAAGAGAUGGAGCGCGAAUUCGAAGAAGCGCAAAGUGGCUUUAGUGCAAAUGCUAAUAAAGAAGAAUCUGCAAAGAAACAGAGUACAUCAGAGAUUCUUGGAUUAGGACAGUCAGGUGUAUGUGGCUGUUUUAAUCAAGACAGUUCUGGUUUUAAGCAAGAAGAAGACGCUUCAAUCGCUAUAUCAGAAAAAUAUAGCAUAGACGAGAUCCUCUCUGAAGAAUCUGCAACCCAGGGAACAGAGACUUCUUCUAGUCUCACUAAGUCUUUGACUCAAAUAGUUGAGAAUCACAGGAAAGAAAAGGAAUCUCAUUAUGCACACAGAGCUCUCACUUCAUCUUCAUCUUCUUCUUCCACAAGCGAAUCAUCAGCUACUUCAGAGACUGUAGAGAGCCUUAGGGCUAAACUGAAAGAGCUUCGUGGCUUAACCGCUCGUCAGCUUGUGACACGUCAAGAUUUUGAAGAGAUUCUCGUUAUGGCAGCAAGUUUCGAAGAGCUAAGCUCAGCGCCAAUCAGUUACAUUUCUAGGUUAGCUAAAUACAGAAAUGUCAUAAAAGAAGGACUUGAAGCUUCUAAGCGAGUCCACAUCACAAAGACACGAGCUAAAAUGCUCAAAGAAACUGCCACGGAGAAGCAAACCUUCGUGGACGCUAAUUUUUCGGCGGCUAAAACGCUUGCUCAAAGGGGAGACGCGUUGUACGUUAGAAUCUUUGCGAUCAAGAAACUAUUGAAGAAGCUUGAAGCAGAGAGAGAAUCUGUUGAUGUAAAGUUUAAGGAGAUUGUGAACGGUCUUUCUCAUCUUCUUGUUGAUGCUUCCGAGGCUUACGAAGAGUAUCAUGGAGAGGUAAGGAAGGCGAAAGACGAGCAAGCGGCUGAGGAAUUUGCGAGAGAGGCGAUACAGAGUGCAGAGAUCACAUGGGUUAAGUUUCUUAGUUCUCUUUAGAGAAUUGGUUGUGUUUAGAGCGAAUCUAGAACUCUUGUUGGUUCUUGUUUUGUAUUUUGUGUUGAUGUUCUGUUUCAGAGUUUGUGUGUUGGUUAUAUCAGGAGAAAGAGAGGUUGAGAGAUAGAGAGGAAGGGGCUCUCUCUGGAAACAUAUAAUGUUAUGCUGAUUAAUUCUAAUAAAAGAAGCUUUCAAUAUA
Eutrema salsugineum is the source of this 2648-nucleotide messenger RNA. RefSeq names its product TSK-associating protein 1. The coding region runs from base 125 to 2452 and encodes 775 amino acids. The record is from RefSeq and is a predicted model, not a curated record. NCBI's taxonomy places the organism in Eukaryota, Viridiplantae, Streptophyta, Magnoliopsida, Brassicales, Brassicaceae. The transcript has 26 exons.